Phanerochaete carnosa HHB-10118-sp is the source of this 1310-nucleotide messenger RNA. RefSeq lists its product as uncharacterized. Bases 60 to 1052 code for a protein of 330 amino acids. The record is from RefSeq and is a predicted model, not a curated record. The transcript has 5 exons. NCBI's taxonomy places the organism in Eukaryota, Fungi, Basidiomycota, Agaricomycetes, Polyporales, Phanerochaetaceae.
CCUACAGACACCCCCUCAGGCCACUGCCAAGCUCUAGGUCAUCUCCAGCUGCCCUCAACAUGCGUCCCAGUAGUCUCCUCUUCACUGGCCUCAGCGCCGUCAGCACCGCACUCGCCGCUCCCCACGUUGUGGCACGUGCUGAUAACUCUAGUAACCCCCUUGGCUUGUCCCAGACCGAUCUUGAAGUUCUGGCCUUUGCUGCGAACCUGGAGAACCUCGAAGUCAACUUCUAUACAUUGGCCUUGAGCACGUUCAACGACACGGACUUCACCAAUGCUGGCUUCCCGAACGGCACCCGUGGCCGCUUCCAGCAGAUCCUUCAGCACGAGCAGGUCCACAUAUCGUUACUGCAGAGCAUCUUGGGUUCUCUUACUCCCCAGCCUUGCAAUUAUUCCUUCCCAAUCAACCAGGUCUCUGAUGUGGUUGCUAUCUCCUUCGCCCUCGAGUCCACCGGCGAGGCUGCCUACAUGGGCGGCUUGCAGGUCCUCGAGAACAAGCAGGUCCUGACCACCGCCGCCUCAAUUGAGGCUGUCGAGGCUCGUCAGUCUUCCUUCGUCGCUGGGCUCAACGGCCUCGCGCCGUGGUACGGUCCUUUCGACACACCCCUAAACGAGACCCAGGUUAUAUCUCUCGCCUCCGGAUUCAUUGUCUCCUGCCCGUCCUCGAACUUCCCGCUCACUGUUGAGCCGGUGCCGGCGCUCACGGUGACGCCCUCGUCCAACCUGACAGUGGGUAUCAACGUCACUGUCGCCAUCGGCGCGCCUGACUUCAACUCAAGCAACUUCCCUAUCGUCGACACGAACCUGACGACGGCGCCGAACAACUCGCCCGCGAGCGGCAAGUUCCUUGCGUACUUCCACGGCGGGCUCAAUGUCAGCUACUCGCCGAUUGCCUCGGACAACACGACGACGAUCCCCGAGGGCCUCGCCGGCGUCGUCUGGGCCCAGGUUGUCACGACGAACACGAGUGCUCCGACGCUCAAUGAUACCGUCUCGGGCGUCGCGAUGCUCAACAUCCCCGUCUCCCCCGCCGCGAAUAAUUCGUUCAACUAGGGAUUUCAUCAUGGACGGCCCACAAUUGACACUGUAGUAUGCUCGUCUGCAGCCGCACGUCUAUAUCGAAUCAUCGUGGCAGUUCAUAUCUAUCGCUACAGUUAUAAAAAUGGACCAUGGACCGGCUACUACCCGUUGUAGUAUGGACUUAGACCUUUUCCAUCUUGCGUGCCAUAUGUUACUGCACUGGGUCAUUUGCAUCUCAUGCGGCUUUUCCAACUCGUCGUAUCGGUAUCAUUAGCCGAAAUACAAAUAACG